Molecule: messenger RNA, 868 nt
Organism: Seriola aureovittata
Lineage: Eukaryota; Metazoa; Chordata; Actinopteri; Carangiformes; Carangidae
Product: nucleoredoxin-like protein 1
Exons: 3
Coding region: 15-695 (226 amino acids)
Biological process (GO): photoreceptor cell maintenance
Cellular component (GO): mitochondrion
Source: RefSeq, a predicted model, not a curated record
UGUGACCCUUCAUCAUGGUGGACCUGUUCAGUGAUCGGGUCCUGGUGAAGAACAACAAGGACCAGGAUGAGCUGGACACAGAACGUGAGAUUGUGAUGCGCCUGCAGAACCGCAUCCUGAUGCUCUUCUUUGCAUCUGCUGCCUGUGAAAGCUGCCAGCAGUUUGCUCCCGCACUCACCGACUUCUUCAAACGGUUGACAGAUGAAUUCUAUGUGGAUCGCUCUGCUCAGCUGGUUCUCCUCUACAUUAGUUUGGAUGAGUCAGAGGAACAACAAGAAAGCUUCCUCAAAGAGCUUCCCAAGAAGUGCCUGUUCCUGGCCUAUGAGGACCCCUACAGGAGGGAGCUUGAGGCCAUGUUUAAUGUGGAGGAGCUGCCCACAGUGGUGGUGCUGCGUCCUGACUGCUCCAUCCUAACCCCUAAUGCAGUGGAGGAGAUACUCUGUCUCGGCCCAGACUGCUACCGCAACUGGCAGGAAGCGGCGGAGCUCAUCGACAGGAACUUCAUGAUCAACGAGGACUUUGAGGAGAAGUCCAUGCGCAGCUUCAGUGACCCCGUGAGAAGACUCAAGUACAAGGUGGAAGAUGAGAGGAGGAAGAAGAAGAAGAAAAAGCGCAGAGGAUGGGGCGAGGGUGGAGAUGCGGAGGUGGACGGAGGAGCGGAUGGAAAAGAAGAGGGAGGAGGUGGGUCAUGGUGAUGGGGACCAAGAACAAGAGGAUAAGACUGUGGACUCCCCCAAAAGUUGCCAUGAUUAGUGAUUAAAAGCAUUGCCACAGUGUUUCUACCGCCGCUGCCCACGUUGCACCGUUUUGUUUGGCCAGAUGAAACCCUCUCCACAAACACAGGCGGUUCUCAUCCUAUUCGUGGAGU